AUGCAUAACUACUCUAAAAUUAUAAAAAAUCUUAAAUCAGAAGAAAUUGAUUAAGAAUAUGAAAGAAUUAGAAGUCAAUCAAAAGAUAGAAGUUAUAGUACAAAAACUAGUAAUUAUGAAUCUAAUAAAACAUCAUUUUAAGAAAAUAUAUCCCUCAAAGUAUUUGUUGAAUAUUAUUCUUCUAAGAAUUAACUCUAUAUAUUAUAGGAAUAAUUGAAUAAUGAAAAAUAAAGAACAAAUUAAUUAGAAGCUGUAAUAAAAAAGUUAAAAUCUUCAUUAUUUGAAUAAGAUAAGUAUGUUAUAUGAAUAUUUUUUGAGUAUCGAGAGAUUUGUUGUCUAAAUGUGAAUAAAAAAUUUAGGUUUUAAUUGAAAAAGAUCAUUUAAUUAAGUAAUUGUAAGAAUAAAUGAAAUGCUUACAAGCAAACAAUGAAAAUUUACAGACUACAUUAUCAGAAUUUUAAGAAGUAUAAAUUAAUUAUAUUUACAGUUAGAAUUAACAAUAAAUUAAUUGACAUCUUCCUAUAAUUCUAUAGCUCCUAACAUGUUAGAUUAAUAAUCUAUACUAGAAUAAUGUUUGGAUUAUUUGAAUUCUUUAAAUAAAUUGAUAAAUCCUAUUUUAUAUGGAUCUACACCUUAACUUUAAGAUCUUUUUAAAACUAAGCAAAAAUAUAAAUUAAGGAAAAAAUUCUAAAUUUCUGGAUUAUGCGAAAAUAAUAUGAAGUAUAUUUAGGAAAUAGAGAAAUAAUUAGUGAGCAUUCUAGAGUUAAUUGAUUAAAAAUAUAUAAAUGAGCUAGCUUAACAUAUUAAAUGA
Molecule: messenger RNA, 811 nt
Organism: Paramecium sonneborni
Lineage: Eukaryota; Ciliophora; Oligohymenophorea; Peniculida; Parameciidae
Source: the annotation of a GenBank genome assembly